Microdochium trichocladiopsis is the source of this 1920-nucleotide messenger RNA. RefSeq lists its product as uncharacterized. The transcript has a single exon. The coding region runs from base 351 to 1616 and encodes 421 amino acids. The record is from RefSeq and is a predicted model, not a curated record. NCBI's taxonomy places the organism in Eukaryota, Fungi, Ascomycota, Sordariomycetes, Xylariales, Microdochiaceae.
CUACUGGUUACGCAGCCACCUGUGUGUCGAGAAGUGUUCAAGCGAGGUCUAUCAGAGAAAGGAUCGUCAUUCAUCACGGCCAAGGAUCAGUGUGCUGAUAUGCAGCCGCUUGAUUGCCGCGCCUGUGCAGGUCAGCACAGCGAAUCACAAGGACAUGGUGACCAUGAAGAAGAAGGUCCCCUGAACGACCAUGACGGUUGAUUGAUUAUCACCAGAGUAUUAAAGCUCGCUGCAAAUGCGGAUACUUUGCCUCUUUGCUGCUUGUCUCCUACGUGCAGUCGCCAACGCCAACGUACACCUCGAGCCAACGGACUGUGCCUGGGCCAUAGCUUCAACUCACCUCUAAUGUUAUGACCAUGGCGUCUUUCCUCAAAGCGGUGUUACGCCUCAUCUUAGAGGCCAAGCCUCAGCCCGCCAAAGCCGGUAUCGACGGGGAACAGGGCAUAACCGGAGUGGCAGACGAGAAACGACCGGCACCGUCGCAUAGCCUCUGGCCAUCCAAUUACGAAUCUCAACAGACCGUGCCAACCCAGCCCAGUCACUUGAUUCCUGAAAAUGACUCUCUGCUUCUAUAUAGACUGAUGAUGGGCAUCUCGGCUGCACCACAUCUAGGCUUCGACCUAGAAGCGAACGGUGGAAGGCGGCCUGCCGCCAAUCUCGGCAUCUACGCCCGCGUCGUGCACGCUGAGCAGAAGGCCAAAGACAGCUUCAAGGUCUUCUCGGUCAUCAUCAAUGGCUGCUACUUUCUCCAGAUCAUCGUUGCCGCAGCCCUUACGGCCAUGGGAGCCGCCAAUGCGAACAACAAGGCCAUCACUGCAUUUGGCGCGUUCAAUACCAUCAUUGCAGGCCUCCUCACGUUCCUGAAAGGAUCGGGUCUUCCGGCACGUUAUAAGUACUACGGCAACGAGUGGAAGAAGAUCCGCCAGUACAUCGAGCAGCGAGAGCGCGACUUCUCCCGCCAAGGGUGCACACUGGACGUCUAUCACGUAGCCGAAACGAUUGAGAAAAUGUACGCCCACAUAGAGCAGGAGAUCGAAGCCAACACACCGGACAGCUACACGUCGGUCACUCGAUCUUCGCAGCAGCUAGGCAUCAACAACGCCGACAAGAUCGGCGGUAUGGAUGUGUCCAAAUUGGAGGGCUUCGCGUCGAAAUUAUCCGGCCUCGACAGCACCAUCGCCAAGAUCACUGCAGGUCUCAAAGACAAGACGCAAGGGCUGACGCAGGGACUUCACGAACGAGAAAAGGAGGUUGAGGCUGAAGUACGCCGAGUGGAAGAGUCGGUGGAGAAGCACGUGCAGGAACAUAAAGACAAGCUUGCACGCGAGGCCCAGCUGCGCAGGAAUGAAGUCGAAAGCGUUCGUGAAACGGCCAGCGCCGCCGUCGCAGACAGAUUUGCAGAUGUCACAAGGUCAGCUGGCGCCCAAGUGAGCCAGAUAGAGAACUUGGCACACGGACUUGCAGACCGAGCGAAGCAGGUCGAAACUGUAGCAAGCCACGGUCGAGUGGCAGGGGCUCAGUUGGCAGACGAUCUGGCGCGAGCUGUGGCAGGCACACCACGUGCAGACGAAGCCAGGCAGAAGUCGGCGGAGCCAUCACACUCAGCAAGAGAUUAGGCUCAGCGAAGGAUUCCAUGAAGUGGCGAUAAAAGGAGCGGAACUGUAGCUACGUGCAAGCACUCAGUAAACUACCUGACUUACAUGGGUGCAACCAGUAAUGAUCACAGCUUGGGCCAUAAUACCAUGCGGACUCCUAGGGGUCGGGACCCGACAUUAAGAUCUCGUGCACACCAACAUGCUUCGAGGUACUUCCUCAACACCUGUGGGGCCUAGACUGGUACUUUCGAUGCAGCCCCACCUUGCCUUUCCACUUAACGCGACCUCCCACGUGCGACGCGUCCGCUGGUGCGCAAUCAGGCAC